Molecule: messenger RNA, 2090 nt
Organism: Glycine soja
Lineage: Eukaryota; Viridiplantae; Streptophyta; Magnoliopsida; Fabales; Fabaceae
Exons: 11
Coding region: 137-1852 (571 amino acids)
Biological process (GO): nucleobase-containing compound metabolic process
Molecular function (GO): 3'-5' exonuclease activity; nucleic acid binding
Source: RefSeq, a predicted model, not a curated record
AAUACUGACUACUGAGUCACCCAUAAGGCACACCAGAGCUGCAGAAGAAACAAGGAGGUAUAAAGAGCUAGAUAACCCUACAAUCUGCAAUUUUUUUGUACCGAAUUGGUUCCAACUGUAGUGGUUUUAACCAGGGAUGGGUUUGGAGGAGAAUGUAGCUAAGACAAGCACCACCAAGGACGAUGCUAGCCAAAUGUUGACCUUAUGCACACAUGCUUUCUAUGAUUUAACUCAUGUCUCCCCGGUGGUAUUUCUGUUCCUGCUGAAAAAAUGUUAUUACUAUGGCACCUGUAAGGCAACAGCAAAAUUCCGAGCCCUUCAACAUCAAGUACAUCUUGUUCUCCAUAAUGAUCCAAAACCCGGACCAGCAACUUUUAUUGUUCAGUGCAUGUAUGUCUCUCCAUUAUUUGAAGAUCACAGUCAAGGAUUUACUCAUCUGAUAAUAUCAGCUCUUCGCCGAUUCCUGAAAAGAUCAACAAUCACUACAGAAGACUCAUUGGAAGUGAAAGACCUGGUUGCCCAUCUACUUGUAGAUAUUAUUAGGGGCCAGAUCCAUCAUGAUGAAAAGAUAGUCAUGAAGCUACUCGAGAUUUUUGAUGUAAAACUAACAAAUGUUGAGAAAGCAAUGUGUCAAAUUAAGGAAAAACACGAAUUAAGUUGUGGCACAGCAAACGAAUUUGUUGAACAGUAUAUUGUUGAAUUGGUAAAAUCCCAGUUCUACAUGACAGCUGUCACUUUAAUAGAGCAAUUCUCUAUCCACCAGUAUGGCCAGUCGUUUCUCCUUGAUAUGAUACAGAGUAAUCAAUUCAAAGCAGCAGAGAAGUGGGCAACAUUUAUGGGGAAACCAAUGUUAUCCACACUUGUAGAGGAGUUCAUUGAGAGGAACAUGCUAAAGAAUGCCUAUGAGAUUAUAAAGAAAAAUAAUCUAAAGCAGGAUUUUCCAGAUGUAUACAAAAGGUGUAAAGAAAGCUCACUAAAAAACUUGGCAGAAAAAGGAUGUUGGGAUGUUGCUGAGGCAAGAACAAACAAUGAUAGACAGCUUAUGGAAUAUCUGGUUUACUUGGCACUGGAAGCUGGUUACAUGGAGAAAGUUGAUGAACUGUGUGAUCGGUACUGCCUAGACAGGUUUUUGGACAUCAAAGUACCUGAAACAAGUAAUCUGCAAGGGCGUUAUUUACAUCUUGAUGAAUUAUUGGUUGAUAGCAUCAUUUGGGUUGAUGAAGUUGAAGGUUUGCUUGAUGCAACAAGGCAUAUUAAGGGUUUUAAAGUUAUAGGUCUUGAUUGUGAAUGGAAACCCAAUUACGUAAAAGGCAGCAAACCCAACAAGGUUUCUAUCAUGCAAAUUGCUUCUGAAAAGAUGGUUUUUAUCUUUGAUCUGAUAAAGUUACACAAAGAAGUGCCUGACAUUUUAGAUGAUUGUCUAUCUUGCAUUUUGCUGUCACCUAGAAUUCUAAAACUUGGCUAUAAUUUCCAAUGCGAUGCAAAGCAACUUGCUUAUUCAUAUGAAGAGUUGAGAUGUUUCAAAAACUAUGAAAUGUUGCUGGACAUCCAGAAUGUUUUUAAAGAACCUCGGGGUGGUUUGGCUGGACUUGCAGAGAAAAUACUGGGAGCUAGUUUAAACAAGACAAGACGAAACAGCAAUUGGGAGCAACGGCCUUUAACUCCAAAUCAAUUAGAAUACGCUGCUCUGGAUGCUGUUGUACUUGUUCACAUAUUCCACCAUCUUCCUGGUCAAGGACAUGAUAAAUCUGAGUGGAAGUCUUGCAUCGUGUCCCACACCGAAAACGCCAAGAAAUUCAAGAAAUGUGUACCAAAGGUUGUAGACACUGACAUGGAGACCAGCAAGCAUUGAUUCUGAAUUGAGAUCCAUUUUCUUAAUUGAUUACAUGUGUAUAUGGAAAACUUUCUAUAGAAAAAUAAGCAAUUUUCAUGAGGGACAUGAUCAUUAAUUUCAUUGAAUAUAUUUUUUUUUUUGUAAAUCUGACAGAUAAUUUAAAAUUUGGCAUUUUGUACAGGCUAUAUUUACUAGCUGCAAUUACGGUUAUAUAAGGUGAUGCCCAAAAUUAGGGCGAUAAAACUGUUUUUUUCAA